AGACCACUUUUAGGAUGACUUGGAGCAGUGAGGCCCUGCUCCUUUCCUCUGUGGCCCGUGACAGACUUAAAACAAUCAACAUGGAAGCUUUUGAAGAGCUACAACACUGAAGAAUGGCAUCAUCCAAGGACUGGCUAGGAUUUCUGUAAUUACACACUUCAUCACAGAGCCGCUCCACAUGCCAUCGCUGUCCCAGUGGGAUUUGUAUUUCAAGUAGGAGGCUGCACAGAACUGCACAAGAAAGAUGAGAGCAGAGAUCUUUCAUGAAUUCCAACUUCGAUGUCAGUCACUCGCCGCCAAUAACAACAGAGGCUUUAAGCAGGAAUUUGAGGAGCUGAAUGAUGUUGGCAAGGAGCUCUCCGCCAGGGCAGGAGAACUGGAGGCCAACAGAGAGAAGAACAGGUACCCCUACAUUUUGCCAUAUGACCACUGUCGGGUGAGGCUGUCGCUUCAAGAUUCACAACCACACUCUGAUUAUAUCAACGCAAAUUUUGUGCCUGGUGGAACAUCAGAACGGGACUUCAUCUGUACCCAGGGUCCUUUGCACAGCACCAUGGCUGACUUCUGGAGGAUGGUGUGGGAGCAAAACGUCAGGAUAAUUGUAAUGGUGACAGCUCUGAGGCACAAGAACAUAGUGCUGUGUGAUCAGUAUUGGCCCCUAGAGCGAGGGGGGGCAGUGUGUCAUGGACUGAUCCAAGUGACCACUCUUAGUCGUAAACAAGGUCCAGAUUAUUUUAUCAGCACCAUUAACCUCAGAAAGAGAGGCUCUGCAACAGAGAAGACGGUCACACACUAUUACUAUCCUUCCUGGCCUGACCGGGGUGUGCCAAAAGAGCCAUCGUCCCUCUGCGCAUUCACCGAGCAUGUGAGGCAACAUCUGGAUGCUAUUCCAUGCCUUGGGCCAGCUGUGGUGCACUGCAGUGCGGGAGUCGGGCGGUCGGGGGCAUUUGUAACGUUGUUGUGGCUGAUGCAGCUGAGUGUGAGGGGCGUCCCACCUGAUAUCCGUGGUGCCGUGGAGGAUCUACGCCGACACCGAAUGUGGAUGGUCCAGAAUCUGGAGCAGUAUGUAUUUAUUCAUCAAUGUCUGCUGCACUGGCUCGGCAGAGGAACCGGGGGAUACCCUGCACGCGGCACACAGAGUCAGGGUGCCAGUUCUAAUGCUGGCCAGAUGCAGGAGAGACCGCACAGCGCCUCGGCACAGGGAGACGGAGGGAGGAGACAUCAGCAUCGACGACAGAAGCCUCACUCAAACCAAGCACAGAGCACCACGCAACAUGUGCUUCACCCCGGGAACUUACUGAGGAGGUUCCUGCCUUCUUCAAUGCAGUUCAACUCUAACUCACACACCUGA
This is a messenger RNA of Myripristis murdjan (pinecone soldierfish), 1351 nucleotides long. RefSeq names its product receptor-type tyrosine-protein phosphatase V-like. Gene Ontology annotation, molecular function: protein tyrosine phosphatase activity. The record is from RefSeq and is a predicted model, not a curated record. Gene Ontology annotation, biological process: protein dephosphorylation. Lineage: Eukaryota; Metazoa; Chordata; Actinopteri; Holocentriformes; Holocentridae. Bases 245 to 1351 code for a protein of 368 amino acids. The transcript is spliced from 11 exons.